This is a messenger RNA of Pimephales promelas (fathead minnow), 4551 nucleotides long. It is a transcript of the gene ptpn23b, whose product is annotated as protein tyrosine phosphatase, non-receptor type 23, b. Gene Ontology annotation, cellular component: endosome. Gene Ontology annotation, molecular function: protein binding. The record is from RefSeq and is a predicted model, not a curated record. Gene Ontology annotation, biological process: endocytic recycling; protein transport to vacuole involved in ubiquitin-dependent protein catabolic process via the multivesicular body sorting pathway; early endosome to late endosome transport. NCBI's taxonomy places the organism in Eukaryota, Metazoa, Chordata, Actinopteri, Cypriniformes, Leuciscidae.
UUCCGGUGACGUACUAUUUUGAAAGCGAGUCAAAGGUUGGGGCGUCAGGCGGAUUGCGGCGUCAAGUUUUCUGAUCAAAUCGAGACAUAAUAAUUAGCUUCGUCUUUGUAGGUAAUUAAGAAAACAAGUUGUACGAAACCGGUGAAAAGUCGUGUUAAGUUGAAAUAGUUACUUCGUGGCGUCGAAAUGGAGGCCGUUCCCAGGCUGCCGAUGAUUUGGCUGGAGCUAAAGGAAGCUGGAGUGUUUCAAUUUAGUCCUCCUGUCAGACAGUACAUUCAAAUGAACUAUGGUGAGAACCCUGAGAACUACACCGAGUCACUGAAGAGGCUGGAGCAACUUAGACAGAGUGUGGUAAACAUCCCGAGGGAUUUUGAGGGCUGCAACACUCUUCGAAAGUACUGUGGUCAGCUGCACUUUCUGCAGAGUCGUGUUCCCAUGGCAGCUGGCCAGGAGGCUGCAGUGUCCGUGACUUGGACGGACAUCUUCUCAGGGAGGAAUGUCACACAUGAUGAUAUUAACUAUGAGCAGGCUUGUGUCUUGUAUAACCUGGGUGCAUUGCACUCUCUGCUGGGAGCUGUGGAUAACCGCCUGUCUGAGGAGGGGAUGAAAGUGUCCUGUACGCAUUUCCAGUGUUCUGCUGGGGCUUUCACUUACCUCAGAGACCACUAUAAUCAUAGCUACAGCUCUGACAUGAGCGGCCAGGCACUUUCAAUCAAAAUCAGCCUCAUGCUGGCUCAGGCUCAAGAGUGUCUCUUGGAGAAAACUCUACUAGACAACAGAAAGAGUCAUUUAAUAGCAAAGAUUUGUGCUCGGGUGUGUGACUAUUAUAAGGAUUGCAUGAGGUUGCUGGAUAAUUCAGAAUGUGUGCCAGGAAGGAUUCAGAAAGAGUGGGGGAAACUCAUCAGCAUGAAGAUCAGCUACUUCAGUGCCGUCACACAUUUACACAUGGGGAAGCAGUCAGAGGAACAGCAGAAAUACGGCGAAGCUGUCGCAUACUUUCAGUACUCCAUCGACAAACUUAAUGAGGCAAUAAGGCAGAGCAAGGGUCAACCAGAACUUGUACAGGAAGCUUUGAAAUUCACCAUGGAUGUGAUUGGUGGAAAAUAUAACUCCGCUAAGAAGGACAAUGACUUCAUUUACCACGAGUCUGUGCCCGGUCUGGACACAUUGGUGGCAGUAAAAGGUGCAUCGUUGGUGAAACCCCUACCUAUGAACCUAACUGAUCAAAGUGUCACUGGCCCAGACCUCUUUUCUAAACUUGUUCCCAUGGCAACUCAUGAGGCAUCAUCCCUUUACAGUGAGGAGAAGGCAAAGUUACUCAGGGACGUUGUGGCUAAAAUCGAGGACAAAAACCAAAUCCUUGAAAAAUUUAUGGAGUCUCUAAGCAGUGACGCGGUGUAUAAAAUUGACAUGUUUAAGUCUCUGCCUGAUGUUGUAUUGGAAAAAUGUGCAUUUCUGAGUGUACGGCCAGAGACCGUUAAGAACCUCGUCCAGGCCAUGCAAGAACUAUCUAAUGUUUACACUGAUGUGGGUUCAUCUCUGGAUGAGGUCCGUAGUGCCCUUGAGGAAGAUGAGGCCGGAGAGAAGAGUUUAAUGGAGGUUGUGGGGCAGAAUGGAUUGCCGGCCAGAUCUGAAGUCUUGCAGGAGAUUCAGAAAGAGCUGAAGAAAUAUGAAGCUGCUCAUCAGACAGCCAGCCACACCAACACCGAGCUCCACAGAGCCAUGAACCAGCACAUACCAAACCUACGCCUGUUACAGGGAUCAGUUGAGGAACUCAGAAAGAGCCUGCCCCAGCCACAACUCAGUCAAGAUGAAACAUCAUCCUUGCAAAAAUAUAAGGCUAUUCUUGGCAAAGUUGAUGAAAUGCGAAAGCAAAGGAUCUCAUUGGAGAGUCAGCUCCGUGACCUUAUUCAUAAAGAUGACAUCACUGGAGUCCUGGUAACCACAGAUCGUGCUGAGAUCAAGACAUUGUUUGCGGUGCAGUUGAAGAAAUAUGAUCAGCUGAAGGGAUAUAUAGAACAGAACUUGAUUGCUCAGGAUAACAUCCUGAAAGCCCUGACGGAUGCAAAUGUGCAGUACGCUCCUGUUCGCAAGACACUCAUUCUCACAGAGCAACAAUGGAAUGGAACUGUUCAAGCCCUGACCGCCUCAUUUGAGGCAUAUGAGGAUUUGAUGAAGAAGGCGGAGGAAGGCAGAGACUUCUACCAGGAUCUGGACAAGAAGACCUCUGGCUUGUUGGACAAAACUAAGUCCUGUUGCCAAACCAGAGAGAAGGAGCGAGUUGCCUUGCUGGAAAAGGAGAUUGAAAAAAGGCCGCCUCCUAGACCUGCUGCCCGAAAACCUGUAGUCGGCCAGAAAGUUGUUGGUUCUAGAACUGGCCCUUCCAGUCUUGAAUCUGUAGGUCCUUCUGUUGCCUCUUUUGAAUAUCUCCCACAAGAACUACAAACCUUCCCUCCAAAUCUGAAUUUCCCCAGAGUUCCAGUACUUCCCAAUCCUGUUCCCCAUGGUGGAACCCAUCUUAGCUGGCCACAAGGGGAAAGCCCAUUUCCCCCAACUCGGUUUCCAAACCCCCAAUUUCCAACUACAGAUCCAAAGCAACAGUUGUCCCACAAUCUCCCACAAAAUCAGGCACCUUAUGGCCAGCCCUUUGCUCCAAUGCAAAUCCCUGGGCUGCCACCACAGAAGUUCCAGGCAAGAUCAGCUGGAUACAUCACGCAUGUCCAUCCUCAGGUUAAUCAAUCGAACACCACACAGGUGCCUUCUCAGGGGUACAAUCCAGCUCUCUGGCAGCAAGCUCAUGGUGGGCCUGCUGCUGUUACAGGAGGUUAUUCUGUGCCUCCACAAAUGGGACUGAGUCCUCAAAAUUCCAUAAGGCCUGGUUUCCCCGGACAACCACAAGUAUCUUUGCCAAACUCUUUUGGGCAGCACAUUCCAACUGUCAUGACUCAGUCUUCCUCUGUCCAACAGAACAUACAGGGAACACAGUGCCAAAGCUUUACCACCCAGCCUAGACAAAGCAUCCCCUCAACUGCACCAGUAAGUGCAUUUCCUGGGCAGAUCCUUCCCCCCUUCCCACCUGGACAGGUCCAACCUCCCAUGCCAGGCCAAACACAGUCUGGCCUCCCCUCAGGUUACUCUCCUGCAUUAGUUCCCCACACCCAACCCCAGCAUGGUCUAACAGGCCAACAGACAGUGUCUCAUCCUCAUGGAGCCCUCAUUCCAGGGCAAGCUCAAACUCGGUUCCAUCCUGAACAACUUCCACAAAACAUGCCUCAGUCUUAUAUGGGGAAUGCCGCCACAUUUUUUCCAUCUUUGCAACCUAGGAAAAUCCUUGCACCCCAACAAGUACAUCCAGGCUCUCAAAUCUUUCCACAGGCACCCUUGAGCCAAAAUUCCCAAAUUCCUUAUGGUGCUCGUCCACUUAGUCAGCCUCAAAUGCCACCAGGAGCUGGAACUCCACAAAGUAAUACGUAUUCAUUUGCACCAACACACAUGGGCCACCAACCUAUGAGACAACAGACCAUUCCACCCCAAUUCAAUACCAUGUUAAAUGGCCCUGGGGGGCAACCCAUGUACACUCCUGGUCAAAGCCAAAUACUUGGCCCUCAAAAUGUAGCUCAUCCAUCAUCUCGACUAAGAGAUGCCUCAAUGAUGGACAAUCCAGUUCCACUAUCACUUCCCAGCACCCUCAUUCCUAUACCAUCACCUGUUCAGGUUUCAUCCCAGAACCAGAUUUCCACUCCUAGCGCAGGUGUUCCAUCCACUUCCACAUCAAGUGCUGCUCCAACUGAUGACAUGACGUUCGAAUCCACUACAGUUCUGAAUCUGAUCCAGAACAAGGUGGAUAAUCUAAGCAUUGAAUCCUAAACUAAUAAAUUCUCAAAGUCAAUAAUAAAAGCAGUUUCUUGCUGUGCCCCAUACCAACAACUGUACAUAAGCCGUCAAUGAUAGUCAAGACACCACACAUCGCACAAUCAAAUAUGACGGGCAUGUCGAAAGGGGGUGUUAAAAAAUAUAUUUUUAUUUGUGUUCUUUGUAGUCGCAACACAAAACGUUGAGGGCACAAUGUCUGAACACACACUAAUACUUGCCUUUUCUACAUGUACACUACUAACACAGAAUUGCACUGUACUCUCUGAAUCGGUAAUUACAAACUAUAAUUUACCAAGUGUGCUACAAGAAAUAAAGGUAACUGCUUUUGCUCUGUGCUUCUAUGCAAUUCUAUAAUAUUAUGUCUAGGAUCACUCUUUGUAUUUUUUAUUCCUAAAUAGCACUUUAGUCUGCACUUUGAGAGUGAUGACAACGAUGAUGAUGAGGAGGAGGAGGAGGAGAUUGUGUUUUUUCGAUACUAAAACUAUUCUAGUUCUUUUUGUGAUAAAUUGUAAACACUGCUUUCUUUUAACUCUGUAUUAGACCGUAACACAACCAUAACAAUUUCAUUUUAAAAAAAGGGAAAUGCUUUUUGACUGACUUGCAUUGACCAUUAUUUUAUGUGGAGAUGUUGCUUCUGUAUAAAAUGCAAUACCGGUAUUAAACUAAUUCACUUGAAAA